AUGUCUACCACAAAGUUUGCCCUCAAAGGCUCUUCUAAAUGCGUUUGUGAUUUCUUCGAAUACUCCCUACAUUCCUUACUUUAUCAGCGAGGACUAUACGCUCCAGAAGACUUCACAACGGUGAAGAAAUAUGGCCUUCCCAUGAUGUUCAGCAUUGACGAAGAGGUCAAAAAUUAUAUCCGCCAAGUGAUGAGUCAAGUACAUAAAUGGGUAUAUAGAGGAUCGGUCACUCGGCUUGUGGUGCCAAUUGUCGAUCAAAGUACCGAUGAUGUUGUUGAAAGGUGGGAGUUUGUGUUGGAAGUGAGUGAGCCAUCGUCGCAAGUCAGGGAUAAUAAUGGGAAACCAAAGGAGGAGAUUCAGAAGGAAAUCCAGGCAAUCAUCAGACAAAUAACUGCCAGUGUAACUUUCUUGCCAGCUCUUGAUGACGGAUCGUAUACUUUUAGUGUAUUGGUCUAUGGGGAUUCCAAAGGAUUAGGAGUGCCAACCCAGUGGGUUGAUACUAAAGGAGAUGGUAAAGAGGUCGAAUUAUCGCAAGGGGAAAAGAAAGAGGUGAUACAGUUUAGAAGUUUCAGCACAGAUAAUCAUAAAGUAGGUGCCUUUGUGAGCUAUAAAAUAAUGGAGUGA
Messenger RNA from Saccharomycopsis crataegensis, 624 nucleotides. It is a transcript of the gene MAD2, whose product is annotated as spindle checkpoint protein MAD2. Gene Ontology annotation, biological process: mitotic spindle assembly checkpoint signaling. The transcript has a single exon. The record is from RefSeq and is a predicted model, not a curated record. The coding region runs from base 1 to 624 and encodes 207 amino acids. Gene Ontology annotation, cellular component: cytoplasm; nucleoplasm; kinetochore. Lineage: Eukaryota; Fungi; Ascomycota; Saccharomycetes; Ascoideales; Saccharomycopsidaceae.